Molecule: messenger RNA, 1248 nt
Organism: Yarrowia lipolytica CLIB122
Lineage: Eukaryota; Fungi; Ascomycota; Dipodascomycetes; Dipodascales
Cellular component (GO): mitochondrion
Molecular function (GO): GTPase activity; GTP binding
Source: RefSeq, a predicted model, not a curated record
AUGAUUCGGAAUAUACGACCAUCGAUACGCAACACAAACCGGCUAUAUGUGCAAAUACGCACACUUACAUCCACGCCUCUCUAUGUUCAGGAGACCCACAUGCCCGAGGCUGACAAACAGUCUCUUGAGUACGCCGACCAAGUGUUCAAGAAAGGCAAGUUGCAACGGUGGUGGACAGCCUUCUCCUUUGACCAGAUUCCCACUGCUCCCGUUGAUGAGAAGAAACGCACCAAGGGCGACGACUGGGCGAUGAUCGACGAGCUGCGUGAGGAGGAGGACUUUGAGGUGGGCUCAGACGAGUACGAUGCUCUGGAAGCCGCCUCCAACGCCAACACCCGGAUGAUCAAGGCCAAUAUCCCCACUAACCAGAAUCUCAAAAAAGUACACAAGAACGAGAUUUUCCCAGAAAUAGUGUUUAUGGGCCACACAAACGCGGGCAAGUCCACCUUGGUCCAGCACGUCUUGGCGUGGGGUCGACCCGACGUUCCACAGUCGCACCUACACUCCCCCACGUCCAAGAAGGGCCACAAGGGCUCGUUGAGCAACUCAAUCAACUCUGCUUUUCCUGUGAUAUCCAAAAAACACGGUUUCACCAAGUCCUUCAACUGCUAUGGUCUCACCAUUCCAAACUCUGGAGGCAACCAGAUCAGACUGGUGGACAUUCCCGGCUACGGCUACAAGUCGCUCAAGGACCAAGGCGCGGUAGUGGAGCAGUAUUUGGAAAGACGAACUAACCUGCGAAUGGCCAUUCUUGUAAUUGACGCAACCAGGGGCAUUCAGGACGAGGACAAGUACAUGCUCUCGACGCUCAACAAGUACGGAGUCACCUGGCAGGUGGUGCUCACAAAGAGCGACAUGCUUGUGGGAGGAGACAAGAAACUCGAGGCACUGGGCCGCGAAAUGUGGUUGGCUGCUAAUCCUCCUAAAAGUGGAAGCCAAAUGGUCAAACUGACAAAGCCCCAAAAGGAAAAGUGGGCACGACGGGCGCUAUUAGCCGAGACUUCAAUCCAGACACAGCUAGGUAAAAUUUUGGUGCAGGUGAAGAAAAUGGACACUCCUGAGUGCCCGUCCAAGGCCCUAGAGCGGGUCAUUGCUGUCAGCAAUAGCCCCAAAAUGCUGCAGGGAUACAAGCAUGAUUUUGGCGGAAGUGGCAUUAGUGUUGUACGAAACGCCAUUCUACAGAUCUGCGGCAUGGGCUUCCACGAGCAGAAAAUGUGGAAGGAGAUGGCCAAGUAUGGCAUGUCUUGA